Molecule: messenger RNA, 1788 nt
Organism: Closterium sp. NIES-65
Lineage: Eukaryota; Viridiplantae; Streptophyta; Zygnematophyceae; Desmidiales; Closteriaceae
Source: the annotation of a GenBank genome assembly
AUGGCUACCCCUAGUGUCCUUGCUUUUGACGCUGAGGGUCGGGCCAUUGACUUUGACGUCUGGGUAGAUGACCUACAGCUUUUCCUACAGUGCGAUAGGGCAAACGGUCUCUCCCACUUUGACCUCACCUUUGGUGCCUCUCCUGCCCCUGCAGCUGAUGCUGACGCCACUGUUCGCUCACACUGGGCCACACACGAUGCUGCUGCACGUCUUGCUGUGCGUCGCCACGUGCCUACCUCUGAGCGUGCUCACUUUAGCCAGUACAAGAGUGCUCAGACCCUGGACCACUUCCUCCCAAUUUGCCCCACCACUCUCACCAUUGACCUCCUCGAGAAGGCCCUCCUAGCAGCGGAGAAGAGCAUAGUCGUUGUAGGAGCCUCUUGUGGUGACCCGCGCACCCCCAUCUUUGAGGGGUGUUCCCCCUCCCCACUUUUGCCCUCUGUUGCCUCUGCUACUGCGGCCGACCUCGUUGGGCUUGAGUCGGUCAUACGGCGUCUACCCCUAGCAGGAGACGCCGCCCUGGCAAAGGCAAGGGGGGCAGGGGCGCUGGAGGAGCUAGCAGGGGCGGUGGAGGCGGCGGUGGAGGCGGCGGAGGGAGUGGGGGUGGCGGUGGGGGUGGUGGUGGGGGUGGAGCUGUCGGUGGCAGCAGUGGAGGCGGAGGCGGCGGUGGUGGCGGUGGGAGCGGAGGUGGCGGAGGUGGCGGCGGUGGAGGAGGCGGUGGCGGAGGAGGUGGAGCUGGUCGGGGUGGCGCUACGCAGAGGGUCGGCUCCGGUGGUGGUCAGCGCCAGCAGCAGCAGCACGAGCAGCGCACUCGUGACAUCCCCCCCCCUCAGCAGCUCCGUGAGUGCGUCACCAGUUCCGGAGGCCACGGAGAUCCCCCGCUGGGGUGAGCUGUCUAGGGCGGGAGUAGCUAUCUUUGACCUUGACUUUGAUGCUAUUCUUGCUGCCAUGUAUGCUGUGACUAUUAGUGAUGAGGGUGACUGUUACCGGUGUUUCCCGCCCGACCCGGGCAUUGAGACUGCUGCUCUAGGUACUGAUGAGGCUGCUGCUCUAGGUGCUAGCGAGGCUGCUGCUCUAGGUGCUAGUGCGUCUGCUUCCUUAGGUGCUGGUGAGGCCGCGCUCUUAGGUACCGAGUCGGCUUUGGCCUCCCUCACCUUCACCCUUGACUUGGGGGCUUCUCGCUCCUUCUUUCGAGACCGCACCACACUCACGCCGCUUGGUCGGCCAGUUGCAGUCUCUCUAGCAGACCCCUCUGGGGGUCCUGUCCUUGCUCACUUCUCCACUGUCCUCCCGUGUCCGGCAGCUCCCUCUAGCACCCUGUCUGGUCUUUACCUCCCCUCGUUCUCUACGAACAUGGUGAGUGGUGCUGACCUACACGAUGGGGGAGUUCAACAGUUCACUCCUGUGAGCCAGCGGGUGACCCACUGCACGGACGCUCAGACGGGCCGACACUUGGCCACGUUUACUCGUCGGCCAGGGUCGAGCCUGUACACAUUGACCAUUGCGUCUCCUCCUAUCCCUGCGUCUGGUCAGGUAGCUGCGUUGGUUCAGGUGUUUGCUGCAGCGUCCAGGUCUGGUCUUGAGUCUGCCCCCUGCUCGUGUCGCCUCCUGUCUCACGAGACUCUCCUGUGGCACCACCGCCUUGGUCACCCCUCCCUGCUUCGUCUCCGAGGCAUGGCCUCCCGUGUCCUUGUCUCUGGUCUUCCCCGGUCCCUCCCUCCGGAGCCUGGCCCUACUUGCGUCCCCUGUGUCGAGGGACGGCAGCAGGCUGCCCCUCACUCCUCCUAG